UCUGCCGCCUCUUGCUCACGCAGGGAACACUGCUUUCCUGCCAGAGAACUUGCAGUCAAUGAUCCCUUGUGCGUUGGCUCAAGGAAGCGAAAUUGGGUUCGGGACGGUAAAGGAAUGUGGGCUCUCUAGCAGCCGGCGAGCAGCACCUUUUACACAAGCAGGCAUCGUUGUCGUCGUCCCCGCCGUAUGCGCCGCCGGGGCAUUGACGACGUUCACAGUUGACAAGACUAUCAAACCAUCGCAAAGCUCACUCGCUCGGCGGUUCCCUGGCAGCGCUCUUGGGCCUACGAAUGCGCAUAACCACAAGCACAUCAGCAAUCACACACGAACAACAACAGAACACCGUGGUCGCCGACUCCGGACUCACCCCCGAAUGCAACGGUUUUCAUUUCAAUGCGGCGGAGGGCACUGGGGCGUGAAUGCUACCUCGCUGAGUGCCGGAUUUCAAUGGCCGGACCCAAGAUUGGGGCUCUAGGAAGCCGGGUCGGUCACAACUCCGUGAAGUAUGGAAACCCGGAGCGGUCUGCUCAUGUCAAAUGGUUAUGCGACGAUGAUCUUUGAUAAGCGAUGUCAAGACCCCAGAACCAUUACACUAAGCAACAUUACGAGCACACAAAACCGAUAGAUUCAAUGUAUUGAGUACUAAUACUGAACGCUGAAUCGG
This is a messenger RNA of Mycena citricolor, 664 nucleotides long. The record is from the annotation of a GenBank genome assembly. Lineage: Eukaryota; Fungi; Basidiomycota; Agaricomycetes; Agaricales; Mycenaceae.